Melitaea cinxia (Glanville fritillary) is the source of this 1199-nucleotide messenger RNA. Its product is annotated as protein lethal(2)k10201. NCBI's taxonomy places the organism in Eukaryota, Metazoa, Arthropoda, Insecta, Lepidoptera, Nymphalidae. The coding region runs from base 361 to 1029 and encodes 222 amino acids. The transcript has 5 exons. The record is from RefSeq and is a predicted model, not a curated record.
GCAACCUAAUCCUUAGAGUUUAAUAAUUUAAUUUCUAAUUGAUAUUUCUCGAGUCUCGACUCGCGACUCUCGACCUUUGGUCUCGACAAGUAUGAAUUGGCAUUUAACAUCUUAUUCUUUUAAUAUCCAACUAAAAGAAAUUCUUUUAAUAUCUACCCUUACUCAAUGAAAAUCAUAUUACUUAUAUAUGCAACACAAAAAAAAGUUUCUUAGUACUAGUAAUAGUAAAACUUAAAAAUUUAGUUAAUGAUUGUUGAUAUAAAAACGGAAGAUUUACAUUAAUUUUAAGGGAUACAGUGAAUUCAAAUAAGUUACCUUUCUUCGUCGCACAUCACUCAUUUUGUCAAAGCGUUUUCAAGUAUGGACAUACAAAUAACUUUAGUUGAUAAACUAAAAUUAUACGGUGUUGGGCAUCGGAAACUCGAUGAUGAUCUUUUUAACGAUAUGCCGCCUUCGAGAUUGGGUAUUUACGAUGCAGAUGAAGAAGAUCUGUGUCAUGCGAUGUUAGAAACAACAUGUACAGUUCCCGGUUGUAAUUUCACAGUAACUAAUCUACUAGACUUCGAAAAUCACUACAAUUCUUCUCACAGAUAUAGUUGUAGUCAAUGUAAGAAAGUCUUACCCUCGCCACAUCUUCUAGACCUACACAUACAAGAGAAACAUGAUUCGUUCUUUGCAGUAAUGGCUGCUAAAAAGCCUUCAUAUUCCUGUUAUACAGAAGAAUGUAAAGAAAAAUUUAUGACCGCCGAAGACAGACUAAACCACUGUGUUAAGACGCACAAACUGCCUAAAGACUUUAGAUUUGAUCAAAAACCAAAGCAAAAGACUAAAAAUAAGAAAAAUCAAAAUUCAAUGGAAAUAGACAAAGAGAGUAGCCAGAAGGAAAAGAAGUUUACUUUUAACAAUAGUAAACAAAUAGGAUUCAAGAAAUUUUUUAUUAAAAAGUUUACAAAUGAUGAACAAAACUCAACUGCUUCUGUAAAUGUAGAUGAAGCUAUGGCAGACAUAAAAGAUAGCUUGCCAACAUAGAUCGAGAUAAAUUACUAUCAAUAUGCCUAAAUGAAAAAAGUCGAAGCCUCCAGUGCCUCACCUCAUUACUCGUUUUAAAAUUGGUAUUGUUUUUAAAAUAAAUAUAAUGAUAAUUUGUUAACAAGACAAAAUGUUAACAGUGUCAAAAUUUAUAAAGUUGUAGGCUAUAA